AUGUCAGCAAGACCUUCCGGAUAUUAGUAAUUUAAGGAUGAACAAGUCAAUGUUAAUAUUGCCAAACAGAAACCUGAAGAAGUAUAAGCAGGAACUCUUUGCAAAGGAGGUAAUGCAGAUUUUCCAAUUGAUUAAAUUCCCCCCAGCUUUGAAUUGGCUGAGCUCCAUAGUGUAAUAAUUAAUUAAAUGAUAGUAAGCUUGGAAUGUAGGCACAACAAAAUUAUCUAAAAGUCAAAAAAGAAAAUUACAACGACACCAAAGCAGCACACAACAAAACAACCAAGAUGAUCAUAUCGGAAAGAUUUGUGAUUGCUGUGCAAGAUAAGUGCCUAAUCAUUUGUUAUCGCUAGGUUGCAAUAAUAGAGACUAUUCAUUUUUAGGGGCAGGUAAGUUUUGGUAUAAAUUUAGGUAUGCCACUUUAUUUUGAAUAUAUCAAAUCUUGUAUUUUGAUGCUUUUAAUUAUGUUUGUCACCUCAGGAGAUUAUAAUAUUAUAACUAAUGUUGCAUUUGGAACAUCGUGCAGAGCUUUGGAAGAUCAUAAAGGUUAAGAAAUAGAUGAAAAGACAUUUUGCCAAAAAAAUUGGGUUACUCAAUCUUCAUUAGCAAACAAGAGGAGUGGAUCAGAGUUCAUAGAUCUUUAACAGAUGUUAAAUUUAAUAUCAAUGAUAACAUUGAUAAUAUUGUUUUAAUAUUUUAGAAAAGAACAAAGAGCUUUUGAUGCGGAAAUCGAUUCAUAAACACAAUAUGCUUCUGAUUUUACUGUAUUAUUAAAGAAUAUUCCAACUGAUCCAACUGGACUACAAAAUGGUGAUUUUGAUGACGAUUUAAAAAACUUUAUGGAAUAACAUAUAUAGAAAUACAAAAAACUACAAGAAAUUAUAGAUUAUGAACAAGAUAGAAAGCAGUAUCAGAUUUAAACAAAAAAACCUGUUACAGAAUUGAGGAGAGUUGUUGCUGUGAACUUAUGCUAUAACUUAGAUGAUCAAUACUAAUUGGAAAAAUAAAAGUAAGCAAAAAUAGUCUUGAAGCAAAAGGUAUUUAGUCAUCUUCUAUUUAGAUUUUAUCUAAUUUGUAUAGUUAAGGCAAAGACCCAUUAAGUUCUGAUGUGAAAUCAGAUCCCUAAGUUAAUUAAAUUGAUAAUGAAAUAUCUGAAAUUGAAAACUAAUUGGAAGCUCUAGAGAAGAGAUUUAUAGAAGGAAAGGAUGUCAAGAAUUACUUCUUAGGACAAGCCUUUGUUACAUUCUAAUGGGAAAAUGAUGUCUAAAUGUUAUUAGAAGAAUAUAAACUUUCAAAAAUAUAAAGAUUAUUUGGAAAGAAAAGUCAGUUAGUGUAUAGAGGUGCCAAUUUGAUUGUAGAAGAACCCCCUGAACCUACUGAUGUGUUUUGGGAGAAUCUACACAUUACUACCAAAUCAAAAGUAUUUAGAAGAUUGUUUGGCUAUGCAAUUACAGCUAUAAUUUUAAUAUUAUGUGGAGGAUUAAUCUAUUGGUUGUCAGCCAUAUAAGCUGAAAGUGCUGAAGAAUAAGCCUUGGCAGUUAAAUAAGGAGAUGUAAAACCAAAUAUCAAAGUCAAGAUUAUUGCUUAAGUUGCAUCAAUUUCCAUUAUUGUUAUCAAUGCAUUACUUGCCAUGUUUAUAAAGAGUAUCUCACUUUUUGAAAAGUUCUCUACUUAAACAGGAUUUAACAUUAGUUUGGCAAGUAAAUCAAGCAUGGCUUAGUUUAUUAAUACUGCUGUAAUUACAUUUGCUAUUUCUACAUGGGUGACCAAAAAUAUUUAUGGAGCUGGAGGUUUAGUGUAUAAUCAGACUUAUGUGUUUAUUUCUAAUGCAUUCAUCCCAGGUAUUAUACAACUCGUAGAUGCUGGAACAGUAUCCAAAUGGCUAUUUUAAUAUCUAGAAAAGAGAAAAGGACCUAAAUCAGUCAAAACACAAUAAUAAUUACAUGAGUACGUUUCUUAUCUUAAUUAGAUUAUUCGAAAAACCAGUAUUUGAUAUUUCUACUGCUUAUGCAACUAUUUUGAAAAAUAUGUAUGUAGUUGCAUUCUAUGCUUCAGUUAUACCUCUUGCUUUAGUAAUUACUUGUGUAGCAUUACUGGUUCACUAUUGGGUUGAGAAAUACAAUAUUGCAAGAAGAAGAACAAUUAAAUAUAAUUAUAGUUCUCAAAUGUCAAUAGAAAUGAUAGAAUAACUGGAGUUAGUCUUGCCUAUCUAUUGUGUAUAUAAUUAUUUCAAUCAUUAAGAUGACCAAUUUGUGGUGGGAGUAUGUAUUCUUAGAAUCAAUUUCAACUGAAGCCAUAAUUGGAAUAUGUUUGGGAGUUGGAAAUGCAAUUUUACCUAUGCAUGAAAUAAAUGAAAGCAUGUUUUCAAUGAAAUCAGAAAUUGAUGAGCAUUUACCAAUCUAAGAGGCUGAAACUGGUUUCUUAACAGUAACAUACUUUUUAUAUUAUUUUAGGAUUAUUGCAGGGAAAAUCCAGCUACUGCUGAAACUGCCAGACAAUAAUACAAGAUCAGAGUUGAAAAGCAUAAACAAUAAAAGUUAAAUAUGGACAAGAUGUUUGGAGACUAAUGA
Messenger RNA from Paramecium octaurelia, 2567 nucleotides. The record is from the annotation of a GenBank genome assembly. NCBI's taxonomy places the organism in Eukaryota, Ciliophora, Oligohymenophorea, Peniculida, Parameciidae.